Messenger RNA from Cuscuta campestris, 1386 nucleotides. NCBI's taxonomy places the organism in Eukaryota, Viridiplantae, Streptophyta, Magnoliopsida, Solanales, Convolvulaceae. The record is from the annotation of a GenBank genome assembly.
UCCGAAGGCACUCUCUCUAAACUCCCUUGUAAAAGCACCCGUGCAUUCUCCGUUAUAAUACAAACUGGGCUACAGGCGCGGGAACCAUGCCCCUACAAGCUCCGAUGGCGGUGACGUCGUUCCAGACGCCGAUGCCGCAGCCAUCACCUUUCCAGCCCCAGCUGGUCAGCACCAUGGCCCCUGUCAACUUGACCGGCGCACUUAACGCUGUAGGGCCAUCGCGUCCCCCGCAAGGUACGAAUCCGCAAAUGACCCCUGAUGGUCAUUGCGUCUCAAUUGAGAGUGAUGACGGCGAGUGGGACAUUCCAAGGGCCCACAAGAAGAAGAAAGGAAAAAACAUCCGGCCAGCGACCUCCCGAAACUCCGCCUUCGAAAGGCUGGGGGAUAGGGAGGAAGGCCAGAGGAAGUCAGCCAAGCAAAGGCUGGGGCAGAGCGUUGCCCAUGUGAGCGCGUUCGCCCGGCUAGGCGAGGUGCGGGAAGCCGAGCCUGCCCGCACCCGGCGCUCCCGGUCUAUCCGGCAGGAGCCAGCGAGGACGAGGGCCUCUCGUCAGGAAGAGGAAGCAGAGAGCCAGCCCAGGUUACCGGUGGCGAACCGGUUGACCAUCCCAAAUGACCGGGUCCAGCAGAUGGAGGCAAAACUAGAGAGGCUGGAGAAAAAGGUCGGAGAGAAGAAUGACCGGGACAAACCCCUGGCAGGGUCCCCGUUCACCACAAGGGUCCAUCUGACACCUUUCCCGCGAAAGGUCAAAAUUGACGCCCCUAGGUUCACCGGGAAGGAAGAUCCGGAAAUCCAUCUGGAUUCCUUCAACCAGAGUGCGACCAUGAACGGUUGCACCGAUGAAGAAAAGUGCCUUCUUUUCUUCCAGACCUUGCGGAACCGAGCCACUGAAUGGUUCAAUAAGCUUAGCCCGGGAAGCAUUGAUUCGUUCAGUGAUUUGGCCUCAAAAUUCAAGGCCAAGUUCCAGGAGAAUUGUACUAAGAGGAAGAAAUUCACCUAUCUUAGUACAGCUGGGCAGAGGGAAUCUGAGAACCUUACUCAGUUCCUUACCCGGUGGAAGGAAUGGGUAGACAAGGUGGAAGAAAUGGAUGACAAGACCGUCUUAUCCCUCCUCUUGAAUGGCUUGCGUGCCGGGGAACUAUACAAAGAGUUCUGCCGGAAACCCCCAGUCACGUACCAAGAGGCCUACCACACUGCAUGGGAGUUUGCUGAGGCUGAAACCCAGCUCCGAGCAAAGAGAGAAGCUGAGCAUGGUCACAAGCCCAAGCCGGUGCAAGUCAAGAAGGAGGAAGUCCCGGGACCUAGCUGACCAAGGCACCACUAUGACCCGGUUGUCCGUGUGGUCAAUACGGAGGAAUGCCAAGAAAUCCGGAAAGCACCAGUCAUUC